Cyclocybe aegerita is the source of this 2481-nucleotide messenger RNA. The record is from the annotation of a GenBank genome assembly. NCBI's taxonomy places the organism in Eukaryota, Fungi, Basidiomycota, Agaricomycetes, Agaricales, Hemipholiotaceae.
AUGGACCAUGCCGGGUAUUCCUCACCUCACCCAGUAUGUACCUCAGCUUGUCGGCAUUUGCCGGCCAGGACCCUGACCAACGCGCUCUGGCAAUAUCGAAAUAGGGUUCUACCUACUCUGCCCCGACGUGGCAACGCUCUCCUUCACGGCCUCGCAAGGAUGGCAUGCAGCACCAGGGCGACAAAUAACACUACAAAACGCGUGGUGGAGGCCGACAAACCUGAGGCGAAUGAAGAGGAUGUAUUCGGGGACAGCGAGCUUAGUGAGUUGAGCGAAGAUUCCUCCGACGAGGGGAGUGACUACGAAGCAACCAGAAGAAAGUCGGGGAAGGCACCUCCAGCGAAGAAGGCGAAAACAGGUCCUGGCGCGUCCAAGUCAACGAAAUCACCAGGGAAGAAGGGCUCUAGGCAGACCAAUAGCCUGAGCCUACUCCCAACGAUGCCUUUGGACGUCCUUUUUGAGGUCUUCUCGCACCUAUCUCCGAAGGACAUCAUCAACCUCGCGAGGACAAGCCGCAUGUUCCGCGAAACUCUAAUGACAACAAACGCGACCACGGUUUGGAAGACUGCAAGGGAACAGGUCGGGGCUCCGGAUUGCCCGUCGUAUAUGAGCGAGCCGCAGUGGGCCGUUCUCCUCUUUGGAAACGUUUGUCAGACUUGUGGUGCGAAGAACAUCCAAAGAGUGGACUUCGGCCUUCUCCGGCGCGUAUGUACGAAUUGCAAGAAAGCACAUCUUGUUGUGGAAUCAAAGUUUGAAGCACGUUUUCCUGACAUCGACGACGAGGUCCUCGGCUUUGUCCUGUACACGAAGAUUGGCGGCUGGUCGCAUGGAUAUGCCCGUAGCAGCCGCUUUUUCUGGGCAGCCGACAUCGAUCGCAUGGUCCGUAAAUUAGCUGAAUAUCAACAUAAUGUGCACCUUCGUCGUGCAGGAGCCCAACAGGCGCUCAAAGACUUCAAGGCCCGGCGGAUGGAGCUGGUUCAGGAUGUUCGAGAGAACAUCAAAGAGAGAGAAGAUUGGUGUGAUGAUUUCUUGAUUGGUCGUUAUAGGGAUAAACACGCUGUUAUCGAAGAACGAACUGAGGCCAUCAUCAGAAAGUUUAUCAGCUUGGGCUACAUGGCCUCUGACGUGGAGUGGAUCCGUCAUCAACGCGAGUGCCAGCAACCAGCUUUGCUCACUGAUCGAAUUUGGACACGCAUCCGCCCGCUCCUGGAGCCGGCGGUUCUGCAAAAGAAAAGAGAACGCCUCGAGCGAGAGAUGAAAGGCAUUCGAUCUGCUAGGAGAACCAUUGUCCACACUUCUUACCAAGAGUUCCAGACAACGUUGAUGCCGUCUCAAUGGAAAUACCUCCCUCGAACCGUUGACAUCUGUGCCAUGGAACCUUUCGCUAAGGUCGUAGAUGCGGAGGCGGACGUCACGGUUACCGUAGCGGAUUUUGUGGAAGCCUUCCGCCAGCUACCUGACCUGCUCUCUGCAGCGUUGGAUGCUCGCAAGCUGACGGUCCGAAAGUUGUUCGAGAACCGCCACCAUCUCUACCCGUUCGAGCUCUGGGAAUCGAGAACCAAGCAACCUCCUCCGAGUGCGCAGGAACCAGAAGCAGGAGAAAUCAUCGAGGACGCAGGACCGCCGUCUCAGCCACUGGACCCCCUGGACCUCGCUACAACCGUCUUUGCUUGCCAGGAAGAGCCAUGCAGUGGCUACGGCAGUACGGCCCCCUACCUCUUCGGCUGGGACGGUAUCGCGUCGCACAACAACUGCAGACCAGACUCGUUCUCACCUGCGGCGGACCGAAACCUAUGGUAUCUGCAGCGAAUCGAGGUCAGCCCUGCCCCGCCCAAGGUCGCCUUCAGCGUUAGUGGCAGUACCGCUGUACGUGCUGUUGUCAAAGCUGCUGGACUCGAUGAGAAGACUGCCACGGUCUCGGACAUGGAUGCAAAGGAUCUUCGUUUCGAAUGUUCCGCUUGUACCGCAAAGAAGAAAGUUGGGGCCACGUCCUGGACGAAACCUGGAUAUAAAUGGCGGGACUUCACCUACCAUUGCACUGUGAAACACCAUAGUUCGGUGGAGAAUGUCGUCGUAGUUAUCUCUCCUGAAAACUGUGUAAAGGUCAAAGAAGAUGAAAUGAAUGACCCCAAGCGAGCGAAGAACCUGUGGACCUGUGGACACUGCUCGACAUACCACAACCUGGAAAGAAGAGAGGUCGUUCUAGAGCAUCUCAAGACAUUGCAUAACAUCAGCACAGCUCGUGAACCUGACGACUUAUUCUUCCUUGAGCGAACAAUCUCGAAGGACAUCUUCGAGGCAGGCUACCCCGUCGAUGCCCCUGUCACCGCCAAUGGUUCCGUGAAGACGAUCAACUGUCUUGUAUGCUGUAACGGCAAGCCGUCUGGAAAGAAUCGCGUGUUUAAUCUUUGUGGUGUGAAAAGUCACUUGAACGACAAGCAUAAGAUCCACGCUCCAAUUGCCGAUGUCCACUAUCGUUGA